Molecule: messenger RNA, 1926 nt
Organism: Varanus komodoensis (Komodo dragon)
Lineage: Eukaryota; Metazoa; Chordata; Lepidosauria; Squamata; Varanidae
Gene: PAK1IP1
Product: PAK1 interacting protein 1
Exons: 10
Coding region: 72-1172 (366 amino acids)
Molecular function (GO): protein binding
Source: RefSeq, a predicted model, not a curated record
GAGGGGUGCCCGCCACCAAUUGGACAGAGAAGGACCCCCAUCUCAUUAGACGUAGCUGAAGCAGUAAAGAAAUGGAGUUGUUAGGGGGAUGCUACGAACAGAUUCUAUUCGGGUUCGCGGUGAGGCCUGGAGAGAAAUGGGAAGUUGUUCCUGAUUUCACCCACCAUGCCCACAGUGCUUCAUUGUCAGCAAUAGCGGUGAAUGACAGAGAUGUAGUCACUGGCAGCAGGGAUGAAACUAUACAAAUUUAUGAUAUGAAAAAAAAGACAGAACAUGGGGCGCUGAUGCAGCACAAUGGCACCAUAACCUGCUUGGAAUUCUAUGGAAGUACACAUCUGUUGAGUGGUGCUGAGGAUGGUUUUAUGUGUAUUUGGAACACAAAAAGAUGGGAAUGCUUGAAGUCCAUUAAAGCACACAAGGGACAUGUGACAUCUCUUUCUAUUCAUCCUUCUGGAAAGCUGGCUUUGUCAGUAGGAACAGACAAGACAUUAAGAACAUGGAACCUUGUAGAAGGAAGAUCUGCUUUCAUAAAAAAUCUAAAGCAAAAUGCACAUCUUGUUCGGUGGUCACCUAGUGGUGAGAUGUAUAUUGUGGUUAUAGCUAACAAAAUGGAUAUGUACAAGCUUGAAACUGCUUCUGUCUCUGGCACAAUUGUUACAGAAAAAAGAAUAUCUUCAGUACAGUUUAUUACAGAUACCAUAGUUGCCGUUGCAGGAGAUGAAGAAUUUGUACGAUUAUUUGACUGUAAAUCUGCAAAGUGCGUUUGUGAAUUUAAAGCUCAUGAGAACAGAAUAAAAGAAAUCUACAGUUUUGAAAUGGAAGGUUCACAUAUUCUGGUGACUGCAUCCAAUGAUGGAUACAUUAAGAUGUGGCGUCUUGAUCUGGACAAGAUGACAGAUUCCCCAUCAUUGCUAUGUGAAGUCAAUACUAAGGCCAGGCUUACAUGCUUAGCAGUGUGGCUCAAAAGAGUCUCAGAAACAAAGCAGACAGCUAAUGAAGCCAUGGUAUCUUCAGCUCAAGUAUGUGAAGCAGAAGAACCACUGAUUAAGAAAAAGAAGAUUUGUUGGAUUGAUUGUGAUAAGUCAGCAGAGGGAGAUGGCCAGGAAGCCUACACAAAAAGAAAAUCUGCAGAUGUACAACAAAAGAAGAAAAAGUUGCAAAAAUUAAAAUAAAUAAUGGUUUCAUUACUAUUUUCAGUCUUCAAAAUAUACUAAAUGUCCACAAAUCAGGUUUCAUUUUUCCCAUUUAUGUCUAUUUAUGACAGCUUGAUUUAUUACUAUCUACAGAAAAUAGUCAGUUUUCAGAUCUUUUGACUGUUUUAAAAAUGAGAGAAAUAUCUGUAUCAAAUAAAAAUAAAUAUUUCUUAUUUUAGAAGAACUUAAAAUUGUUUGCAAGUUGCUAACAAAUUCUGGAGUUCAUGAGUUAACUGUAUGCGUUUUCUUUAAUUGUCAUAAUUCUAACUUCUAUUGCAUUUUUGAAAGCAUAACUCAAAUACAGAAAACCCCAUAGCAUCGUUUGUAAAUUGUUAAUGAAAUUUCCAGCAGGGGUGUUCUGUUUUCCUUAGUCCUUUCUAUUUGUUGCUCUUAGAAAGGAAACUUUCAUGUUCAGAACUUCAUUCAUUGGAUUAAAUAAGAACAUACCUGUAUGUAUUUCAGGAAACAUACAUAGAACAUAACUUACUGUACUGUCAUUUGUUUUAAUAAGGACCAGACAUUUUAUGCAAAAGGCUAUACAUGCAGAUCUGCUUUCCUAUAUUAGGAAGCAAAUGCAAUAGGAUGAGUUCUGUAUAUAUAAGACUAACGUAUUUAUUCAAUUUCUACCCCACCCAUUAGCCAGAAUGACGUUUAGAGCAGCUUCCUGUGCCCAUAAGCCACGUUAGAGACUAUAGAGCAAAACAGACCUUAAUACGUGUUUAUAGCCAAUAGG